This is a messenger RNA of Micromonas commoda, 2280 nucleotides long. RefSeq lists its product with no specific name. Gene Ontology annotation, biological process: protein processing. Lineage: Eukaryota; Viridiplantae; Chlorophyta; Mamiellophyceae; Mamiellales; Mamiellaceae. Gene Ontology annotation, cellular component: membrane. The record is from RefSeq and is a predicted model, not a curated record. The coding region runs from base 1 to 2280 and encodes 759 amino acids. The transcript is spliced from 2 exons.
AUGUUGCGCCUCGGUACGUGGCUGGCGCUGGCCAUCCUGAUGGCCAGUCCGAGGCCCGGUGUGGACGGAUACGAGCCCAAACGCAUCCGCAAGGUCGCCGACUUGCGCGAUAACAUGUACCCGGUGAUGGGGCACUGGCCGUGCGUGCUACUGCUGAACGCCACGGGCUCCGCGGGAUGCUCGACGCGAGAGCCCGUGUGGGCCACACUGCAGCGAUGCGAGGACAUGGGGUGCGUGCGGUCCAUCGCGGGUGACAGAACCCUGCUGCUGCCUCCGUCCGUGUUCCCCAGGGCGAUGCGCGAGUACCUCGACGGCUCGGCGCCCGUGGACGAGGGUUGGCGCGGACGGGUGAGGGGGAUGCUGGUGGAGGUGGGCGACGGCGCGGGGUUGAACGCGACGGACCUCGGCGACGCGAGCUUCUCGCCGCAGCCCGCGUACCCCCAGGCGGAGCUUCGCCCGGCGAACGAUCCCGGCACGCACCAGUGGAACCCGCACGGAUUCGGCGCCACGGACCGACGAUUCGAGGACUUCCCGAUCGCCCUCCUGGACUUCGAGGGGACGGACCUGGCGAGGACCUUCGCGCGGGUGAACCACGAGACCGAAUACGUCAAACCCGACAGGGUGGCCAGCGCGGAUUUCCUGAUGCAGUCGGCGCUGUCGUCGAAGCAGAAGCUCGGGGUGCCGAAGGUCACGGAGGAAAACUCGGCGUACUGCCUCGCCGCGCGCGCGUGCCUACCGAUCGGGGGUUACUCCGUCAUCGCAACCUCUCCACCCCGCGCCAGCCCGCCCGUCCGGUCCGACGACGACGGCGACGCGCGGGCUCGCCCCGGACGACGGACCCCUUUCGUGCUGGUGAGCGCGAGGCUGGACGCGACGGCGAUGUUUCACGACGUCGCGGCGGGCGCCAACGCGGCGAUGAGCGGGCUCAUCGUCCUCCUCGCAGCCGCCGAGGCGUACGCCGCGGCGCUGCGUGCCGCGGAAGCGGCGGUCGCACCCGGCGAGGCGAAAGCGACGCCGGCGAAGCGCGUGGCGUUCGCGGCGUUCGCGGCGGAGGACUGGGGAUACGCCGGGUCCAGGCGGUUUCUGUGGGAACUCGCCGGCGGGGGCGCCGACGCCGGCUUCGGGGCCGCGAACGUUGGCGACGUCCUCGGCCUGGGCGACGUCGACGCCGCGAUCGAGUUGGGCGCGAUUGGACUCGCCCAUCGAAGGAUUCCACCCGACGUCGCGUCCCCCGCGGUGUUCGUGCACGCCGCUCCCGGCGUCGGCGGCGCCGGGCUGGCCGACGCGAUUAUCAAAACCGGCGCGGACGUCCCCGGCGUCUCGUUACGGAGGUCCGCCGACGGCGUACCGUUCCCGCCCUCGUCGACGUUCUCGCUGCUCAGACGGGACGCGGCCAUACCCGCGGCGGUGCUCGCCGAGUACGACGACAGGUACAUCGAUCCGUUUUACGGCGGCGCGUUUGAUUCGGGCGUGGACGCCGUGGACCCGGCGCGGAUGGCCCGCGUCGCCGUCGUCCUCGCGAAGACGCUGCUCAACGUCGCGGCGGGGUUCCCUCCCGGGUCGGCGCAGCUGGCGAGAGCGACGGAAGGCGUGGACGGGGCGGGCGUGGACGCCACGACGCGCGAGCUGGUGACCUGCCUCGUGGACCCCGCCGUGGGUUUCGACUGCGACAGGGCGAGAGCUCUGUUCUCGCACGCGACGGGGCGGUGGAGCAGCAGGUACGCGGGCGUAUUACCAGGCCUACUAGCCAAGGACCACCAAAGCCCGCUGGGCAAGUCGGACGUCCAGAGGUUCGCGUGGAACUUUCUGGCGAACGCCACCGCGGACCGCCACCUGAGCUCGUUCAAAUCGUGCGCGUCGCAGGAGGAGUGCGGCGGCGGCGGCGGCGGCGGCGACGUCGCGGAGGUUUGCGUCGGCGCGACCGGCGAUCGCGGCGGGUUUUUCGGCCGGCAGGAGCGACUUCGCUCGAAGCGCCGGCGGCUGAUCGAACGGGACGAGCGCCGCGGGGACGCGUCGCGGCUCGGCGCGGACGACGGAACGAGCGCUUUGUAUGGGCAAUUAGACGGGGACGACGGAACGAGCGCCGAGCCGGGGGCGUGCGUCGCGGCGAGCGUCGGGUUCGUUCCGGCUCUGUCGCACAGGCUCGCCUUCGACGCGACCGAGCUGAUCUGGCGUCUCGGGGCGACCGAUCCGACUGAGCUCGCGCUGGGCGGUGGGGAGGAUCCCGUCUGGACCGAGAGCAACUGGCCGGGAUCCGUGGGCAUCACGGCCACCGUAUAA